GCAGUCCGAUAUCCGUCAGCUGGUACGGACUUUCAUGGCUCAAUGCUGGAGACGCUCUUGGCGAGAUACUUGCAAAAGUUCUUGAAGGGCUUCACUCCGGAGCACAUUUCAGCUCACCUUUUGAAGGGCUCCGUGAAGCUCAAGGAGGUGGAACUGGACCUUAUUGCGGUGCAUGAACUGCUGGUGGAUGUCUUGCCUUGCGCACUGGAACUGCAAAAAGUGAGGUGCAGCUUCAUUUCUUUGAAAGUGCCGUGGAAACGACUGCGACGUCAGCCGGUGCUUCUGGAGCUGUCUGGUCUCGAGGUGAAAUUGAAGGUUCAUUCUGAGGACAGCGAUUGGCUGGCUGCGCAGGAAAAGUUGCACCCAGAGAAGACAUCCAAGGGAGAAGACCUGAGCAUUGACGAGGCUGCAGAUUCUGAUGAUCGGAAGGAAGAGAAGGAAGAGAAGGAAGAUGCCUCACUCCUAAAGGUGGGACUCAAAGAGGUGAUCACGGAUGGGCUGCAAGUAGUGCUGAAGAGUUUGCAAGUGGAUUUGUGGUCAUCCCGACAAGUAUCUCCACUCGAGCUCAGGGUUGAGGCACUUGAAUCAUUCCCAUGUAGUGUCAGAGGCGAGAAGAUUAGCAAGCCUCAGGAUGUCUAUGAAUUCUGUGACCCAUGUGCACGGCUUUUCCGCUUGGUCCAGAUUGAUGGACUGCGGCUUGCGACAAACCAGAAACCAGGUGCCAUGGUGGAGGUGAUAGGACCAGUGAGCGUACAAAUCGAACAGAGGCGCUGGUGUGGCUUUAUUCCGCAACAUCGAUCCCGCCGGGUUUGUCCCUUUAGUAGUGAAACUGCCAUCACCAUCCGUUUGGCCUCAGUGGCACUUCAACUUCCUGUAGCACCAGUGAUGGCUGUUUGUGAGGUUCUGUUGGACUUGAUCAAGGGUGGAUUGCCAUUCUCACAGUCUGAGCUACCUCCAGACUCUGACCAGGCCGCUGGAGCUGUCAGCUGGUCGGAGCUACGGCCAGGGCGCGCUGGGGCUACAGGUCUACACUGGCGCGAGCAGCUGCUAAAUCGAAAGAAUGUCACCUUGCUGACCUUGUCCCUGACUCUGGAACAGUGUGGGGCCACUAUUUGCAUGGACACAAAAGCAGCACAGCUGGAGGCACAUGACUUCAUGUUCACCCUGGACCUCAUCUCCUCACUGGACACAUCCAGGUGGCGAUGUCUCUAUGAGCUUGGCCUUUGCGAGAAAAGCACCGAAGGAGUGAAGAUGCAAUGUUUACAGCGGAUCUUUGGAAUCUACUUGGGCUUGGCAAGGUUGAUGUGGAGCACCUUAGGUUCAGAAGAAGUUCCAAAGACGUUGCUCUCCUUGGGCCUUUCACAUAGGCCCAGCGUGUCCGUUCGCUGGAAGGACGUUCCUGCGGUCCACAGCACUUGGGAGAGCUUCCAGCCAAUCGAAGGCUGCCUACAUUCAGUGAAGGUCCUCGUGGACGUGUCAGCAUUUCAGAGCUUGGUGGAGACGGUGAAGAAGAUUGUAAUGCCCUUUACGGAACUCAUCGAGCCUCCACCCUUUGCAUGUUCUUGGUGCCGAAUCCGCUUGCACGAUCUCACUGUGGAAGUUCCAAAGCAGGCACUCACCAGAAAUGGGGUUACUCUCGAUUGAAAAUCGGGGUGAUGGCAUGCCAUGGCCACUUCAGAAGGGCAAGAUCAUGAUGAAGAUGCAAAAAUAUGUAAACAACCUAAUUACACUUCUUUCUGCUUGGAUGGGACAGCAAUGCCCAGUAUAUACUUGCUUGAAGUUUGCAUCAAAUUUUGAGAAGAACUGGAGAAACAAGAGAACAAGCUAGGCAAGCUGCUGUAAAAAAAAAUCUAUGUGGCUCGAACGAUGCAACGAAGCUUCCCGAGGCAUCCCAAGAGUGUGGACAUGUGCAGCUCCACGACCACCGUACGCCCAGGAAACAAGGUUUCCAAAAUGAUGCUUCAAAUAUUUGGGUUGCGGGGUUCCACACCUCUUGGUCCCCACACCUUGUGUUUACUGACAGGCUUCGCCCACCGGCGACGCCCUUGGGGGGACUGCGCGUAUCCGGAGGCCCCUUGCACAGCAAAAUGCGACGGUUAGCACAGCUUCUUACGCCUGCAC
Molecule: messenger RNA, 2121 nt
Organism: Durusdinium trenchii
Lineage: Eukaryota; Dinophyceae; Suessiales; Symbiodiniaceae
Source: the annotation of a GenBank genome assembly